Molecule: messenger RNA, 2669 nt
Organism: Naegleria gruberi
Lineage: Eukaryota; Heterolobosea; Eutetramitea; Acrasida; Naegleriidae
Exons: 1
Coding region: 1-2526 (841 amino acids)
Source: RefSeq, a predicted model, not a curated record
AUGACAGAUCUAACCCAACAACAAUCUUCAUCAUCUAACAACAAUAACACAGCAACCUCACCAUCAAACUACUUUCAAAUUUCCUCUAAUUUUCGUCGAAGAUCUUCCGCGAGUAAUCUUUCACCUCGAAAUCAGCAAUCGAGUUUCGAAUUAUUUACUUCACCACAAAUACAACAACAACAACAAUUUAAUGUUCCAGCUAAUAGAAAUUCAAUGAGUUUAUUUCUCAUUCCACCACCUUCUCUUUCACAACUUUCGAAUAGUAAAUUUGCAGCUGCAACAACAACAACUUCACCCAUGUUUGAAAUGAUAAAUUCAUUUACGCUGACAACAGUAUUCUCACAAAUGAUAGUGUAUGGAAAUAGUCUAAUGAUCGAAGAAAGGCCAACUGUUUCGACUAUGGUUUCGUCCUUUGUUUCGAAUACAAAUUCAGAGCUCAAACUUCCAAUUUCAGUACUUGAAAUAUCCAACCUAUAUUCCAUCUUGUUAGUAGUCAUUAAAAACAUGCAAGAUUCCCAUAAGAAAAUAAUAGAACUCGUGGAAUGGCAAAAAUCAUUGAGACAACUUGGAGUUGUGCCAAUUUUAGUUUUACAAAAUACGAAACAAGAAUUAGACGAAUUUUUGGAAGGAAAUCAGUGGAAUGGAUAUUCUAUUGAUGUAAAUAACAUGAUGAGAGUUUCAGAUUUGAAUUUUGAAUUGACGAAACAAUUGUUUGAAAAUACGAAUAGUCCACUUUCGAAUGAGCAACAAAUUGAUAGAGAAAUAGUCGAAUCUAAAAUGUUUCUCAUUAGAAAUGGUUCAAUAGUUUGGGAAUCUUCAACAAAACCUGAAGAUCAAGUUAUUGGAACUAUUCUGUCGACUGUCGUUUUGAAACUUCCUUGGUACGCCAUGUCAACUGAUGAAAUUUCAUCAGACGAAAGUCAACACGCCCUUCAACCACUUUCUACAGUCAAUAAUUCAUUGAAUAAUUUGAAUCAAUCCUACAAAUCAUCAUGUUCACUUUCGUCUGGAGGUUUACGAAACUCUAUUCGAUUUGAAAAUGGAGCUACAUCACCUUCCAACUCUUCCACAAGUGUAGGUGGCAUUUCUGCCUCCAUUCGAAUAGGAUCUCUCGUCAAUGACCAUAACAGUUUCAUAGUUCCUGCUGGAUUAUCUCUCCAUGGUGCUAUGAGUGUUCUCCAUACCAUUUCGAAUAACAAUUUUGGAAAUUCAGAGGAUGAAGUUUCUUGUGAGGAUGAUUUCCAAUUUCCAGAAAAUCAAAAUCACCUCCAAAUGGUUCAACUCCCUUCAGAUAAUAAUUUUGAAUUCACUCAAGCAAAAUCAAAUAGUCAACCAACACCAGUUGACCAAAAUAAUAAGGAAUUAAUACUAAUUACAGAUGAAAAUGAAAUUAGCUUCACUCCAAAAGCAACUCCAACUCCAUCCAGUCAAUUACUCUUUCACAAAGAACAAUCCUUCACCUCCACCAAUACCAAUAAUACCACCACGAGUAGUGACAAGAUGACAGCAUCAACACAUCACACCAUUGGUACUCCUCUAUUAGGAGCAGAUUCAAGAUACUGUUCCAGCAUUGCCUCCAUGAACUCGACACUCAUUGAAACAUCUGCCUCUUCCCUCGAUUUAACAACCUUAAUGAUGCCACCAAGUCCAAACUCAAUUUCCACAACAACUUCUGCAUCUCCUGCAUCUGCUGAAACUCUUAUUCAAAAUAGAAAACUAUCAAUCUUUCAGAAAUUGAGAGGAAGAAAUGAUAUUGAAAAGAUUGCAAGUGAACAACAGAAAUUGGAGAAGGAAAUGCAAAUUGUCAAGAAGAAGGAGAUUGUGUCGAGAUCUCAGAAUAAUUUGUAUGCAGAACAGUCGAUUGCAACAAGAGAGAAUGUGACGAGUGGGAGAAGAUCGAUUUUUUCAUAUUGUUUUGGAUCGAAAUCUAGUCAACCAGCAACGACAAGUGAGAAAACACUUGUCAUGUAUGAUCCAGUUGAGAGUCAUUUAUCUGAAAUGUAUCAAGUGAUGCAUGAUGACAUGAAACGUCAAUAUUUCAAAUUAUUUAGUUUGAAACAGUUCAAUGCUGAAAAUUUACUUUUUUGGGAAGAUGUCAAAUUAUUUUACAAGAAAAUUGUGGUUGAACUGAAACGACAACAUGUUACCAAACAACGAUUUUCACUCAAAUCUUCUCAGAUUGAUGUCAGUCAAACUCCAAUUCUUUCAAAUGUCAACAUUUCAAAAGAGUCAAUUAUAGAACUACAUGACAAGAUUAUGAAAAUGGCAAAAUACAUUGCCGAGAAGUAUUUAUAUGAAAAAGAUAGUGUCUACUGUCUAAAUACAAGUAACAAAAUGAUUGAACAAGUCAGUAGUCGAAUGACACUUGAAGGUUUGGAAUUUAUUAACAUUAGUGAAAAUAUUUUUGAUGAUGUGGUUAUGGAAAUUAUCAAAACUGUACUGCCAGAUAUGUUUUGUCGAUUUGUACUUUCGAAUGAGUAUGAAGAAAUGCAAAGAGUUUUACAAGUUUCUAACAAUCUAUUCUAAGAUCAACUUUUGAAUGGCGAAUUAUACCCAAUUACAAUGAUUUUGAGGAAUGAAUUAAACAGAUUCAAACAACAUUAUCAUUGUAAAAUGUUUAAGGAUGACCACUUUAGUUUACUUUCGAAUAAAUUUGUUGAUUGCCUUUC